Messenger RNA from Corticium candelabrum, 976 nucleotides. RefSeq names its product 26S proteasome non-ATPase regulatory subunit 10-like. Gene Ontology annotation, molecular function: protein binding. Gene Ontology annotation, biological process: intracellular signal transduction. The record is from RefSeq and is a predicted model, not a curated record. NCBI's taxonomy places the organism in Eukaryota, Metazoa, Porifera, Homoscleromorpha, Homosclerophorida, Plakinidae. The coding region runs from base 97 to 930 and encodes 277 amino acids. The transcript has a single exon.
GAAAUGCAAGCACUGACGUAAACGUAUGCGCAAGCGCAAACUAAAUCUAGUCUAUCCGGGUUCUUGAAAAUGCUUAAUGUUAAUUAAUUUGGCCAAAUGGAUGAAUCAGAGCAGUUUCUCGGAUACGCAAAAGACGGAGAUCUUUCAAAAGUGAAGGUCAUGGUGGAGAAGAUGAAAGUUGACGUGUGCUGCACUGUACUCCACACAGAGGGUGACACUGCACUCCACAGAGCAGCAAAAUACGGGCAGAUGCACGUGUGUGAAUAUCUGUUAUCUAGAGGAUCUCCGUUGGAUGUGGAAAACGAACUAGGUGAACAGCCAUUGCACAAGGCAGCUGAGGGUGGCAACUUAACUGUCAUUGAUCUGUUCCUCAAGCAUGGUGCUCAGAUUAAUGCGCAGGGAAGGCACAAUUUCACGCCACUUAACGUGGCUGUUAUGUACAAGCAAACUGCAGCAGUCAAGCGACUUGUGGAAGCUGGAGCUAGAGUGAAUAUCAAUGACUGUCACAGUUACGAGUCACCUUUACAUCAUGCUGUCGACUCUGCUGAUGCUAGCAUUGAGAUAGUUCAGACAUUGCUCAAUGCAGACGCUGACGUGAAUGUGCAAGAGUCAGAUUAUGAUAACACGCCAGCUCACUGGGCGGCACAGUCAGGGAAUAUCCAAUGUUUGGAGUUGCUUCACAGUGCGGGUGCCAAAUUUGAUGUUGUAAAUAUUGAGGGUCAUACUGUUGCACAAGCAGCUUGUGCUGCUAGUGAAUUUGAAACAGCAAAAAGGGUUGAUACAUUGAGUGUCCAUCCUUUAGCAUUAAAGGACUUGUGUAGGCUGGCAAUUAGACGAUAUCUCACAAGCAGUAGGAUGAUUUGUCGGCUUGAUGUCCCCUCUGAGCUUUUAGAAUUUUUGCAGUUUAUUGAGCCAGUGAAUAGCCACUAAUGUGUUGAAUGUAUGGUAUCUUAAUUAGUUAGAAGAUUUGGUCAGA